Indicator indicator is the source of this 740-nucleotide messenger RNA. RefSeq names its product uromodulin-like. Gene Ontology annotation, biological process: neutrophil migration. The transcript is spliced from 5 exons. The annotation marks the transcript as partial. The record is from RefSeq and is a predicted model, not a curated record. Gene Ontology annotation, cellular component: cell surface; apical plasma membrane. Lineage: Eukaryota; Metazoa; Chordata; Aves; Piciformes; Indicatoridae.
AUGGCUCUGCCGGACAGGCUUCAGCCGCUGCUCCCCCGCCCUGCCAGCGCCUCCCGCGGCCUCACCGCCUCUGCGCGGCUGUUGCUGACGAGCCCGCACCAUGGCAACGCCGGACGGAGACGCUGCGGGGGGCCGCUGGAAAGGACUCUGAGAUGUUUGCUGCUGGUCUCUGCUCUCUGCCUGGCUGGCUGUGACAGCAACAAGAGUGAGCUGCUGAGCCCACGCAGCCCGAGGCCAGGGGUUGCCCUCCGUGUGGAGAGGAGCCCAGAUGCCUGCCUGCCAAACCCAUGCCAGCACCAAGGCAAGUGCCAGGUGGUGGAGGACAGGCCAGUCUGCAGCUGCAAGCCAGGCUUCACAGGGCCAUUCUGCCAAGAUGUGCUCAUGAAGCUGACCUGCAAGGAUGAUCACAUGAAGAUGAUGGUGAGGAAGGAGGUGUUUGAACUCCUGAGAAUCCCCCAGCAGCUUGUCCACCUGAAGAACAAAGCAUGCAAGGUGUCAGAAAGGAGAGAAGAGGGGGAGCUCUUCUGGGCAGCCACUCUCACAAGGGAAAACUACACUGCCUGUGGAUCAGUAAUUCAGCAAAACAGCUCCCACGUGUCCUACUCCAACGGCAUCGAGUCCGAGUGGGGAGCAGGCAUGGAAGUGAUCUCCAGGAGCCUUCAGCUGAGGGUGAAUUUCUCCUGCAUCUACACCUAUGAGGAGGUGGUGAAGCUGCCCUUUGCUCUCACUGCUGUGGACAA